AUGGAUGAUUCUUCAAAAUCACAACACACAAACCCUAGUUCCAGCUACCCACCUGGUUUUGCUAAUGGUUCCACCAAAUCACCCUCUCCUUCCAUCGGAAACAACCCACUUCCACCACCAACGUCACCACAAGGUGGUGGUGGUGGUGCCACUGCCACCACUUCAAGCAGCAAACGAAAGAAACCCUCCACCGAUCAUGACGAACAUGAAGAAUUACAAGAUGAUGCCGAUAGUACUACACGAAUGAAAUGCCAUCAAACCAACUCAUCAACCGCCGGAGAUGAAGUUGCCGCCACCACCACCACCGGCGGUGGCUGUCCAAGGAGGAGGAGGAUAGAAGAAGAGAUUGAUCUUUUGAACGACAUUAUUGACUUCUACAACAAAAAAGGGAGAUACCCAUAUGAUUCCAAAGAUGUGGAUGAAUUCUAUAAGAAAUGGAUUGAAAAACGAACUGGGGUUUACAGAAAUGAAAUGGAUUUGAAUAUAAAGAUCAAUGAGUUGCAUGUAAAAUUCGUGAAGAAUCUUGAGAGGAGAUGGAAUGGUGACGAUAUAAAAGAUUGGAUGAAUGCCGUUGAUGUUGAAAUUUAUCAAUUAUCAUAUAGGGUUUGGGGGAAAGAAGAUGAUGAUCAAGAAACCGAAGAUCUGAAAGCUUCAGCUGAGCAAGAAACCGAUGAUGAUGAUCAAGAAACCGAAGAUUCGAAAGAUUUGGAAGAUUCGGGUGAGCAAGAAACAGAUGACGAUCAAGAAACCGAUGAUGAUCAAGAAACCGAAGAUUCAAGUACUGAUCAAGAAACCGAUGAUGAUCAUGAUGGAAGUGGUUCUGAAGAUUCAACUGAAGAAGAAACCGAUGAUGAGACCGAUGACAGUGAAUCGAAAGAUUCAGAUGAUUCAUCGUCAAAUGAUUCGAAAGAUUCAUCAUUUGAUUCGAAAGAUUCAGAAGAUUCAUCAUUUGAUUUGAAAGAUUCAGAAGAUUCAUCGUCAAAUUAA
Molecule: messenger RNA, 987 nt
Organism: Cynara cardunculus var. scolymus (artichoke)
Lineage: Eukaryota; Viridiplantae; Streptophyta; Magnoliopsida; Asterales; Asteraceae
Product: dentin sialophosphoprotein-like
Exons: 1
Coding region: 1-987 (328 amino acids)
Biological process (GO): regulation of DNA-templated transcription
Source: RefSeq, a predicted model, not a curated record